AUGUUCGACUUGAAAAUAUGCCUGCUUGACUUGAUCAAGUCGAACAACAACAACAACAAUGGGCAUUCGAAGACAAAAAAGCCCAAAAGUAGCAAAUACGGACGUUAUCCCGAAGUGGAUGUCCUGCAAAAGUACAAUGACAUCAACAUCAUUCACUUUAACGAGAACAUGUCGAUGGUGAAUCGCAUGGAAAAUAUCAAAUUCGUUCCGUACACGAGGCAGUUCAAAUCGAGUCCGUCGCUCGUGAGUGCCUUUCCAGCUCCGUUAAUUGGAGGCGCACGAAAUAACGGGAGAUCUUUUCGGGAAUGGGGCGUCGAAACUGUCAGUUUUGACUUUUCUUCGGACGAUCGAAUGACGCCAACAACUUCGGGCGAAAGUGCCGACGAACGUGUGGAUUUUAGCGAUUCUGCGAUACAAACGAGCUCAGCAAAUGACUCGUUUUGUACGCUGUGCACUUCGAGCUUCAGUUUUGACAAUUGCGAAAAUUGCCCGGAAAAUACGUGCGGGUCGAAGUGCAGUAGUGAGCAGAUGCAUGUUUGCGGGAAAAGUAAGAGUUAA
This is a messenger RNA of Culicoides brevitarsis, 558 nucleotides long. RefSeq lists its product as uncharacterized. Bases 1 to 558 code for a protein of 185 amino acids. NCBI's taxonomy places the organism in Eukaryota, Metazoa, Arthropoda, Insecta, Diptera, Ceratopogonidae. The transcript is spliced from 2 exons. The record is from RefSeq and is a predicted model, not a curated record.